AUGGGAAAUUCUUUAUGCUGCCAAGAUGUAGGGCGUUUUGUUGAAGCUAAUAAUGAUAUCGUAAUUUACAAAGGAAGCGACUUAAGAGACAUAUAUGCUUUGUAUCAUCAAAGAAUGAAUGAUGAAACAAGAGUUCUAUAUAAACAAGUAAUUCGAGGAAAUGCAGAUGCAAUAGAAAGAAUUCAAAUUAUAUCCGCUGACUUAGAUGACCCAGAAUCUCGAUUUUUAGGCUUUAUAUUAGCAGAAUUAUUUAAUUUACAAAAGUUAAUUUUGAAAGAAAACAAACUCAGCUUUAAUGGGCUUAUGAAUAUUACAGUUGGUCUAGAAAAUUGCUAUGAGCUAAAAGUUCUUGUGAUUUCUAGUAAUCGAAUAGGAAAAGAUGAACUAAAAGUGCUCUGCGAGUCUAUUUCUUCACUAAAAAAACUUGAAAAAAUAGAGUUAGCAGACAAUGAUCUUAAUGAUGAAGACAUGAAUAUACUUAUGAAGACUCUGAGUGAUUUUUCAGCUUUGAAGAGCCUUGAUAUCCAUAAAAAUAAUAUCAGCUAUCGAGGAUUAUAUCCACUUGCAUCUGUUUUAAAGAAUCUCUCUGCUUUUGAAGAGCUUUCAUUAUCUGCAAACGAUCUAACACAUGACGAAAUAGGAAAAAUUACUACUUUAAUACCCAAGAUCAAUAUAAUUAAUACUUAG
Blepharisma stoltei is the source of this 687-nucleotide messenger RNA. The record is from the annotation of a GenBank genome assembly. Lineage: Eukaryota; Ciliophora; Heterotrichea; Heterotrichida; Blepharismidae.